AUGGCUGCUGACAGUGCUAAUGCGUUUCGUGGUGCGCUCGGGCGGAUCGGAUGGUCUGUUCCUGCGGCAAACGCGUUUACGAACGAAGGUUUUGAUGCGAUGGACUCCCUUGGCUUGGUUACUCGUGACCGUCUCAAGGAUAUCUGCAAGAUCAUUCGUCGCGGUACCGAUGGUGUGGCCGCAGUGCCAGCUGCUGGUGGAAACGCUGCGGUGGCGGCGGCGCCUGGCAUCCCUGGGAUAGCGAUCCCCAUGAUGUGGGAGUACAAGCUAAGCGGAAUGCAUCUCUGGGUGUCUGAGCGUCUCCGACAGGGGACUCCGGUUGUUGCGGCGGACUUUACUGCGGCCAUCGGAAACCUGUACACCAGGAAGGUGCGUGAACUAGAAGAAGCGAAGGAUGAGGAGGAUGUUCAAGUCAAGCCUCCGGCUCCGUUCUCGAAGGAAACGAAGUGGAUUCCGUUCUUCAAGUUGUUGGUCAACUAUUUGAGCUCCGUGACGGGUGUUAACAAAGUGCCGUUGGAUUAUGUCGUCCGGAAAGAUGACAAUGUCGCUGCACCGGAUACCGAGUUUGAGACGGAGCACGAGAAGUUGGUGCUGUUGACUCCCCAUACGGGGACGGCGUUUGACAAGGACAACGGGAAAGUUUGGAUCCAGGUGAAACAGUUGACUGUGAACGGUCCAGCGUGGACUUAUGUUGCGCCUUUCGAGAAGAAACGCGACGGUCGUGGAGCGGUCAAGGCUUUGAAUUGUCACUAUGAAGGUGAUGCGGUGAUGUCCAAGUCCAAGGCGGCUGCGUUCGAUGUGCUCGAGCACACCACCUACACUGGCGAGCGUCGUAACUUCGGGAUGGAAAAGUACACAAAUGCUUUGUCAACGGCGUUCCAGACUCUUGACGAGUAUGGCGAGACAUUGACGGAGUCCAGGAAGGUGGAUGUCUUCUUGCGCAAUAACCAUUGCACAGAUCCUAAGAUGCUCUCGGGAAUUGCGGUGAUUCAAGGCGACGCGGACCGCAUGUCUAAUUUUGCAAAGGCGGCCGAUUAUUUGGCCUUGUUUACUAACACCGAUACCUCUCAGAAGACAGGUCGGUCAAUUUCAAGCGCUCAGCGGACUAGUAACAACAAGAAGAAGCCGGCUAUUCGAGCUGGCAAUUAUACUCCAAAUGAAUGGCAUCAACUUUCAGAUAAGGAAAAAGACGAAGUCCGAGCCAAGCGAGCGGCCGCGAAGGCCUCUCGCGACAAGAACAAGCGCUCAGCUGCGGCAAUCACUCGUUCGAGUGAGAAAACUGACAAGGGGAGUGCGGAUAGUGUAACCAAUGCAGGUGAUCAGUUUGCUCUCUCGAACAAGAAGAAGAAAAGAAAGACGGUUGGUUUUGAAGGCGAAACGAGCGAUUGA
Messenger RNA from Phaeodactylum tricornutum CCAP 1055/1, 1389 nucleotides. RefSeq lists its product with no specific name. The record is from RefSeq and is a predicted model, not a curated record. Bases 1 to 1389 code for a protein of 462 amino acids. NCBI's taxonomy places the organism in Eukaryota, Bacillariophyta, Bacillariophyceae, Surirellales, Neidiaceae. The transcript has a single exon.